Molecule: messenger RNA, 1905 nt
Organism: Xylaria bambusicola
Lineage: Eukaryota; Fungi; Ascomycota; Sordariomycetes; Xylariales; Xylariaceae
Exons: 1
Coding region: 355-1905 (516 amino acids)
Source: RefSeq, a predicted model, not a curated record
AGUGUAAUCUGGGGUUCUUAGUGCCAACGCUCUCUCUUUUCCAAGGAAUGUUCUCUUCCAUCUCGAGGUGUGGUGUGGGCAGAUGUGUGCAGGUAGGGAUAGGGGAUAGGGCAGAGGGAUGCUACGGUAGUAGCAGGUUACCGGUACCUUACUUACGAAGUAGGUAGGUGCCUACCUACUUGUAUGCUGUCCCAUGCAUGGAGCUGCAUCGCCUCCAUUCGCAAAAACCUGUGCCUCGGCCAUCCAUCGUUUUGCCUCUUGCAAUAUAGGUACGUGGGUCUCUCCUAGUCGCCAUGAGAAUAACUCUCCAUUAUCUACGCAGGAGGGUUUUGAUUGUCUACGCAUGUGAGCAGGAUGCAACGACUCAUCCCUCGGUCUGUCUUCUCCAAGCGCCAGGUGAUCACGCGACUAUGGGAUUGCCAAACUCGUAGCUUGCACCAAAGGCGAAGAGGACGCUUCCGGGGUCAACCCCCCCAGCCUAAGUUUCCUCCCUUCGACAGUCCGGACCUCGUUAUAGAACUCGAUGGCGAAAAUACCAAGGGCGUGCGCAUCUUCGACCCCAAGCUCGAUGGCGAGCCUGCACCCAAAUCAAGGUCGGCGAAAAGAGACCGCGACUUGCAACCCAUCAAAGAGCGCCUCGCCAAUUUUGAGGCCGAAUAUGAGCAGAACGAGUCCAACUUCCGCUCAAUUUGCGACGACGUAUUCAACCCGUUGCACAUCAACGACUUCGACUUCCUUGCGAUAGCUCUGCUGGAUUCGGCCAACGUCCGAAAGAUGGCCACCCACGAGCCCACUUCAUAUGCAAACACGCUCAACUCUGUUCUUGAUCAGAAUGGAGUGCCACAUACUAUGCGUGACAACACAUUCAACACUAUACAAUACAUGUGGGCCCGUCUUCGAUUACGAAAUGAGAAACACGCCCUAUCAGUAGGAACACGGCGCCCUAUGACUUUCAAGGGCAACCUGACUUUUCCUGAAAUCGAUCGCCUGGUAACGAUGGCCGCAAAAAUUUACGCGGGUCGGCGGUGGCUAUCCGAACUCGGUGUAGAGCUCCACGCAUCGCUUCUCGCAGCUCACGACACCGAUCCCGCUUCAAUGCUGACCCUCAUAAACAACAUGGUAAUCAACUUAGAGCGAAACGGGCAACAUAUACCAGCGGAGUUCUACGACCUAGGAAUUUCGACCUCCCUCAAAUGUAAUGCUAUCCUAACAGCCCAACAUUAUAUCAAAAGGAGGCUGAAGCGCCGCCCACUUGAUGAUGAAUUUAUUCACAAUAUUUUAACAAAGAUAAAAGAGGGCUCGAUAGUUUCAAAUGCUUUCAGUCACCAUGCAUUUCAGUUAGAUGUCUCAAGUCGGCUGAGAACAGUGUUUUCGCUUCUGACAGGUUAUACGCCGGGAGAGGACGGGCCAACGCUUUCCCUUCGGUCCCUCAUUGUUCGCGAGAACCUUCGCAAUUUCCAUUUGUAUAUUCAGUGCCUAGCACGUCUAGGAGCCUUUCGGACGCUGUGGCAUGAGCACCAUAAAAUAGAUUCUGCGUCACACAAUCCGACCCCUUUUGCACUCAAAGCUUCCAAUUUCAACAAAGAUUUUGUGAAAGGCGAUCACGUUGUCAGUGCAAUUCUGCAUGCCCUGGCUGAGAACCCUGACAUGGCUAGCCUUGCUCGCUCACCGGGAUUCAGCAACGCAACUGGGCAGUUUUGGCAGGACUGCCAACUGGAUAUGUUAGCCAUUUCUAGGUCAGCAAAGGUGCUUGCUACACCGGGCAAGAAUGUCUCGGACAUCCAGCCUAGUUCUAUAUAUGGAGGAAAUUGGGGAAUCAUGAGCGGCAUUUUUCAAGACACGUCGAUAGAUAGAGCAUUGCCCGCUCUGCAGGCAUUCUUAAUGUCCAAACCCUCUUUCUCAUGA